This is a messenger RNA of Styela clava, 4306 nucleotides long. RefSeq lists its product as uncharacterized. NCBI's taxonomy places the organism in Eukaryota, Metazoa, Chordata, Ascidiacea, Stolidobranchia, Styelidae. Gene Ontology annotation, biological process: proteolysis. Gene Ontology annotation, molecular function: serine-type endopeptidase activity. The record is from RefSeq and is a predicted model, not a curated record.
UAUAUAAGUUACCGGACCCGCAUGCAUGGUUUUAGUGUUCCGUUCUUUUUCAGUUUAGUUUAGAAUAGCAAAAUAUCUUCGGGCAGAAUGGAAAGAAAAGGUAAAGUUGAUAAGACUGGGAACGAUGACGCACUUGUGAAAAAAUCCACGUCUGUAAUUGCGUCUGUGUCGAAAUUAUUUGGUAAGAAAGCAAAGAAAAGCGACAGCAAACAAGCCGAAGAACUCAGUUCGUCACAUAAAAAACAAACCGAGCUUUAUAAAAUAGAAGAGGAUGAGGAGGAUUCUUCAGGAAGUAUUCCUACUAACAAUAGUAAUAAACAAGUGCAAAAUACUCCAAGUGCACUUCUUAGGUUGAUUACUCAGAAGGGUGGCGCGAAAACAAGUCAAAGUCAAUUAAAAACUGAAAAUAAACAGGAAUCGGAUGAAAAUUCUACCCCGGCCACGGUUGGUUGGGGAACUGCGAUAGCUGCGUACUUAUCAUGGGGGAGCGGAAAAAAGAGCGAGUGUAACGUAAAUGAUGAAUCAAGCAGUGAAAUUAAAAUUCAUAAGGCUCAAAACUCAAAAGAACUGAUCGUGACAGCGCCUGCCGCCAACGCGACGACGCUUGAUGACAAAGUUUCUAGCGACGAAGCACCAAGCUACUUUAGAAUGGCAGCAUGGGGUAGCAUGUUUUUCUCAGCAGCCAAGAAAAGCGAAAAAGAUGUCAGUGACGUGACCCCGGUCUCAACCAAACCAAGGCGGUCUUCUGUUAGCUUCAGUGAUUCUAAUUUCUUAAAAAAGGAUUCAAUUAGAACGAAAUCCAAAGUACUGGAUAACCUUGGCAUUGAAACAGAUGUCAUCCCCAACUUGUAUAUCAAAAAGCCUAUGACUCCAGCUGAAGCAUCACCUUCGAAGCCGUCAAAUAAAUCAGAUUCAUUCGUAACAUUGAAUAGCAAGGAUUCCGUUAUGUCUGAAAUACCGGGAGAUAUUGAAGCAGGUGAAUACACUGGGAAGAGAAAAAAACGAAAGGAUUCCGGUGUAAACAUCAAGAUGUACAUCGCCAUCACCAUUUGUUCAUGUAUUUGCGUUGGAGGAUUGACGUUUCUCGUAAUGACGCUAUUGAUGGGAAAUGGAAUUACCUCAACUGUUGCAUCCACAACGAGCGUAAAUGGAUCGCAAAUACAGACGAUUGCGCCACGAUCAUCGUUGAGACAGUUUUUGAGCUCACUCCAGGUCCAAGAGGUUGACGACGAAAUGGCUGACUGGUCAAGUGAUCUGAAGCAAUUAGAAUCCCCACGUGCACAGAAAAUUAUCGAUGCUUUGAAGCCAAGGAUUCGCAGCGCUUUUGAGUCAGAAGGUUUCUCCACAGAUGACGUCAUUAUAACUAAAAUUGGACCAAUCAGUGUUACGAUUUAUCAUGUGAUGAACAACACCGUGACGUCCCUGUCGUCUGGAGACGAAAUUUCGAUGACUUCUACAUUUGAAAUUAAAAAAGGCCAAACAAUGCCGAAAGAGGACAGACCUAAGCCUCAAGGCCAUCGACUGAUUAUCCGAGUUGAGUUCGAGACAGCCGGGAAACCAUCAGAUAACGCAAAAUUGAUAAAUCAAGUGGGCGAGGCCGAAGUUGGAAAAAUUCAAUUCAUGUUGGGAAAAUAUCUUGAAAAUCAAGGAGUUGUGGCAAAAGCAGAAUCUUUAGAAGUGUCGCCGGAAUUUCAAAACUUUGCAAAUGAAGGACUAAGUGUAUCGCCGACGUCACCUGCCACUGUGAAACCCGAGAUAGACAUCGACUGCUACAAAACUGGAAGAACCUUGGGUAUGUCCAGAACUGUGGUUGGAUGUCCGCCAAAAUGUGACAAAGUAAAGGGUCCUACACUCAUUGGUACAGAUUGGUACGGAAUCGAUUCUAUGAUUUGCUUAGCAGCUAUCCACAGCUACAUUAUUGAGGCAGAACGCGGUGGGGCAGUUGAAUUUUUGAAAUCCGGUGAGAGUUUUCUCUUUGCGGGAUCGACGAGAAAUAAUAUCAGAUCACAAACAUUGUUGGAAUAUGGAGAGAGAUUCAUCGUGAAAAAACCUGGACCCAGUUGGACUACAAUAAAGCCCCCAACCACAACAACUAUUCCAGCAACCGGAGGACUGCAAGAGAAGGCACAGUUACUACUGACCGGUCAGAUGACUGCGUUGUCUAUCGAUAAAUCUCCACUAUCGUUUUCUCUGAGUCUUUCGUACAGCACCACGUUGGCGAGUGAGAUGAGAUCAUUGCUCAGUAACAAGCUUAUAUAUGCAAUGGAAGAGAUGGAGUUUGACAUUCAUAGGAUAGAAGUAUUUGGAUUCGAACCAGAUAUGACGUCAUCAUCGGCAUUGCGCCUUUCCUUCAAAGCAUAUGGUGGAUAUAAUGCAAAUGCACAGGCAAUGCUUCCGUAUAAACCAUGGGACAGUGAAAUGAUAUCAACUUUUCUGUUGAAAUUAAAAAUGCAUCUUAACGAUGAAGGCCUCCAACUCACUGGAUUGACAGUUCAAAUCGAUGAGGACUACUACGCCGAACUUAUUGUAAUGCAAUCUACGACCACCGCAAUACCAACUGCCCCCUCAUCAUUGUGUACUUGUGCUGAGGUUUUCUUCAUAGUAAGUGGAACAAAUUUGAGAUCAAAGAGUGAAGUUGAUUCGAUGGUCGAAAUUUUUAAAACAUUAUUCGACCUUGCUGAUUUUGAUCAGUUUCGACUCAAAGUUGGGAUGGCAGUCAUUGUUCCUUCUGAUUCAGAAGAAGAUCAAGAUUCUACGAAUUACGUUCUUAUAACAGAUGUAGGAAACAAAGAACAUCAUGAUAUUAUCGCUGAUCUAACUUAUGAAUUAGUAUCUGUGGUGGAGAAUAUAGAUUCCGGUGGAGACAGUGAACACAAAGACAAAAUGUCGACUACUAUUCGGGAUUUGGAAAAUCAUAAGUUUUUUACUGAUGAUUUUAAUACGAGAAGUAAGUUGUUGGUUGUUACGUCAUCAACUAUUGUCGGUUCUGAUGUUGACAAAGACGUUGAAGAAUUUGAAAAAUUGAAGAAAAAGGGGAUUAAAAUUUUGUACACAGGAUACGGAUGGACAGAAAAGGAUGGAUACCCGAACAAAUACGUUUCAUCGCCAGAAACGGAUUUUGUGAAAAGCGUUCGUAAGAUAGAAGAUAGCGGAGAACUGGCAGAUUAUAUUUUUGAUGUAAUGAGAAAAUACAUUUGUAGUGAGUCACAGGGAAUUUGUGCAAUACGUUCCAUGGAACCAGAAGAUGCAGACGGAGACCUUUCAUCAGUGAAGUCAGAGGGUUCUUAUGUACAAGGGAUUCCAAAGGGCACUGGUCUUGAGCUAUAUGAAGCCAAAGGAGGUCUUUCUUACAAAGGCAAGAUUUUGGCCAAAACAGACCCGAUUCGACGAACAGAACCUGAUCUUGAACAGGCUUAUUAUAUGCAAUAUGAAUGUGGAAGACAAGAUGUUCAACCUAACGUUACAGAAAGAAUGGAUGGAAGGAUAGUGGGUGGAUCAGAAGCAAUGCCACAUUCUUGGCCGUGGAUUGUUAGUAUCAACAAAUUAAAAUCGAAAUACGAUACAUUAACGAGCAAAAUGCAGUAUACUUACAACUACUGGGCGUGUGGUGGAACUAUAGUUGCUCCUAGCUGGAUAGUCACAGCAGCUCACUGUUUUGCAGACGGAGAUGAGAAAAAAUAUACAACAAAAUACAAAAUUGUAACCGGCCUACAUGACCAAAAUUUAUUAUCAAGUCUUCAAGGAAAUGUUUAUGAAAUAAGAAGAAUAAUUUACCACCCUAAAUAUGACGAUGCAAAAAAUAAAUAUGACAUAGCAAUUUUACAAUCACACAUUCCGAUCAAGUUUAAUCGAAAAAUACUUCCCGCUUGUCUUCCUAAUCCAGAUGUUAUACCAAUUAAUGGAAAGGUUUGCGUUCUAGCUGGAUGGGGAUAUACAAGCGCAAAAGGGGAUACAGAUCGAAACAUACUAAAACAAGCUACACAAGUAGUCGAAGAUCCUGACAAAUGUCAAAAUGUGUACAAAGGGUUGCACUAUAAUCCAAAUAACAAUUUUUGCGUGAAGAGAAGCACGACAGACAUCGUGGACAUGCAGUGCAGAGGCGAUUCCGGUGGACCACUUGUUUGUCUUGAAAAUCGCAAGUGGAUUUUGUACGGAGUUGCAAAUUGGGGUCCGAAAGAUUGCGAGAAAAAAGGCGAAGGCGGAUAUUCAUUAGUACCUUCCAUGAUGGAGUGGAUAUGUUGUUAUAUAACUGCUGAUAUUGUACCUUGUAUUUAUACGAAAUGUAAUACACAGUUAACAUAAAUGU